Molecule: messenger RNA, 1559 nt
Organism: Euleptes europaea (tarantolino)
Lineage: Eukaryota; Metazoa; Chordata; Lepidosauria; Squamata; Sphaerodactylidae
Gene: MICU1
Product: mitochondrial calcium uptake 1
Exons: 11
Coding region: 1-1446 (481 amino acids)
Biological process (GO): mitochondrial calcium ion homeostasis; calcium import into the mitochondrion
Cellular component (GO): uniplex complex
Molecular function (GO): calcium ion binding
Source: RefSeq, a predicted model, not a curated record
AUGUUGCGCUUUCGUCUUCUCCCUGCUGUGACGGGUUUAGCUGCCAUUUCUAGGCGAUACUAUGGAACAGCACAUUCUACCCGCAGCCGCCGCAGGCUGAUGAUGGUGGCCUUGGUAGGAACAGCCGCGGUGGCAUCAACCACUGGACUCCUGUUGAAGAGAGUGCAUGCAGAAGCAGCGUCAUCAGUGAAACAUGAUAUACGAGCAGAACCUGGCGAGAAGGCAAAGAACAGAGAAGAUCCAGCGAAUCAAGAUUGUGACGACAGGCAGGCCGUAGAAUCAAGUGACGAGGAUGCUCAGGGAGAAGGGAAGAAGAAGAAACGUUCUGGAUUUCGGGACCGUAAAGUGAUGGAGUAUGAAAACCGAAUCCGAGCCUACUCCACUCCAGACAAAAUCUUCCGAUAUUUUGCUACAUUGAAAGUCAUAAACGAGCACGGAGAGUCAGAAGUCUUUAUGACUCCACAAGAUUUUGUGCGUUCGAUAACUCCAAAUGAGAAGCAACCAGAAAACCUCGGCCUGGAUCAGUAUGUGGUGAAACGCUACGAUGGGAAGAAAAUCUCCCAGGAAAGAGAGAAGUUUGCAGAUGAGGACAGCAUAUUCUACGCCCUUGGAGAAUGCGGUCUGAUUUCCUUUUCAGAUUAUAUCUUCCUCACUACAGUCCUUUCUACUCCUCAGAGGAACUUUGAAAUUGCCUUCAAGAUGUUUGAUUUGAAUGGUGAUGGAGAAGUGGAUAUGGAAGAGUUUGAACAGGUUCAGAGCAUCAUUCGCUCCCAGACGAGCAUGGGCAUGCGUCACAGGGACCGUUCCACUACAGGGAACACCCUGAAGACUGGCUUCAACUCUGCACUGACCACUUACUUUUUUGGAGCUGAUUUGAAGGGGAAACUGACCAUCUCUCACUUCUUGGAGUUCCAGCGCAAACUUCAGCAUGACAUCUUGAAGCUUGAGUUUGAAAGACAUGACCCUGUAAACGGUCGGAUCACGGAGCGCCAGUUUGGCAGCAUGUUGCUGGCUUACAGCGGAGUGCAAUCCAAAAAGCUCACCCUCAUGCUGAAGCAACUCAAGAAGCAUUUCCAAGAUGGAGAGGGCCUGACAUUUGAGGAAGUAGAGAACUUCUUCACAUUCCUGAAAAAUAUCAAUGAUGUGGAUACAGCUUUAAGUUUUUAUCACAUGGCUGGAGCCUCUCUUGAUAAAGACACUAUGCAGCAGGUUGCCAAGACAGUGGCGAAAGUGGAGCUGUCAGACCACGUGUGUGACGUGGUUUUUGCUCUUUUUGACUGCGAUGGGAAUGGAGAGCUGAGCAACAAGGAGUUUGUCGCCAUUAUGAAGCAGCGGCUCAUGAGGGGCUUGGAGAAGCCCAAGGACAUGGGCUUCACACGACUCAUGAGAGCCAUGUGGAAAUGCGCACAGGAGACUGCGUGGGAUUUUGCUAUGCCCAAACAAUAACCACAAGCCAGGAGGGAAGGCGACCUGCAGAGGGGAAGCACGGAUACCGCUGAGCUGCCUCUGCAUGCCGAGGGCCAUCUUUUUUGAUGCUCAGUAGGUGAAGGCCUCUUCCU